Messenger RNA from Rotaria socialis, 1305 nucleotides. The record is from the annotation of a GenBank genome assembly. NCBI's taxonomy places the organism in Eukaryota, Metazoa, Rotifera, Eurotatoria, Philodinida, Philodinidae.
AUGUUUCAAAUUCGUCAAUUUUCCUAUGCCCUUCUACAGCGUGCCUAUUGCUAUUCUUUGAAUCGUUACCAAUCGAGCACAACAAAUGAUGUUGUCAAUAGUUCUUCAUCAGACACUGACAACAAACAACUAAUCAAUUCAACAUCGUGGGCUACGUCAGAUACAAAUGGUUUAGUUAAACAGUUAUCAAUAAGAAUUAAAUCUGGUGGGCCUAUAACCAUAGCUGAUUUUAUGCGUGAAGCACUAUUAAAUCCAAAGGAUGGUUAUUACACGCGACAUGAAGUGUUCGGGAAAAAAGGCGAUUUUAUCACGGCACCUGAAAUUAGUCAGAUCUUUGGCGAAUUGUUAGCCAUAUGGGUCAUGUAUGAGCAUUCAUCAAACGGCGACAAUGCUAUGCAAUUAGUGGAAUUAGGACCUGGUAGAGGUACACUGAUGAAGGAUAUUAUUCGAGUAUUAGAAAAGCGAAAAUAUUCGGAUAAAAAUACAUUUAUUGCUUUGUAUGAGGCUAGUGAACUUAUGCGAAAACGUCAAGCUGAAACAUUACUUGGGCAAUCGGUCGAUCCCGUGAUUAAUACUGAUUAUCGAAUACCGAAUAGUAAUUAUUCACUUAAAUGGAUAGACGAUCUUAAACAAUUAAAUUCUCAUAAUACAUAUUUUAUUGCUAAUGAACUUUUUGAUGCGUAUCCCAUACAUAAAUUUCAAAAAACUCCAAAAGGUUGGAAAGAAGUCAUGAUUGAUUGGAAUCCAAUAACAAAACAAUUGCAAUAUGUGUUGUCAUCAAGACAAACAACGAUCGGUCAACUCUAUCAAAAUUUUCUUAUCGAUAUAAAAGAUAGACAGCAUGUAGAAAUCAGUCCACAACGUUCGGUGAUGAUGCAAAAUAUAUGUGCACAUAUAAAGACUCAUGGUGGUUCGGCUUUGAUAGGCGAUUAUGGUCAUUGGGGAGAAAAAGAAGAUACAUUUCGGGGAUUUUGUAAACAUGAAGUGGUUGAUGCACUUUCAGAUCCAGGAAAUAUUGAUAUAACAGCAGAUGUUGAUUUUGAAGAAUUAGCCUUAAGUGGUUCGCAAAUAUCAAGCGUUCACUUCUAUGGACCAAUAUCGCAGAGAAAUUUUCUCUAUAAUUUAGGUAUUGAUGUACGAGCUACAAUACUCGCUCGUAAUAAAACUGCAGAACAACAAAAAGAAAUUUUAAGUGCUGUGGAAAAAUUAGUCAGUCCUAAUUAUAUGGGCGAUCGAUUUCUUUAUCUAUGUGUACAACACGAAAAUAAUAAAAAAACACCUGUUGGCUUUUCUUCUUCCGAUUAG